Molecule: messenger RNA, 915 nt
Organism: Opisthorchis viverrini
Lineage: Eukaryota; Metazoa; Platyhelminthes; Trematoda; Opisthorchiida; Opisthorchiidae
Exons: 5
Coding region: 1-915 (304 amino acids)
Source: RefSeq, a predicted model, not a curated record
AUGCCGGUUGCCAAUGUCGCAUCCAGAACGCGUCGGAAAUUCCAGAAAGUUAUAACCGCUUACGCUAUAUAUACGAAGCGCUGUACAACUGUUCUUGACUUCGUUUUGGGCGGUAAUAGACCUUGUGCACCUUUGCUUGGGAGGCUCAGACCGAGAAGUAAGCUGAGGAAAGUACCGUUACUACACUCCGAAAACAAGGGUCUCACAUUUUCCGUAUGGUUACGCCUUUCGAAGUUUUACGAUAUUCCGCAAAAGCCCUUGGUAACAGUGGUUGUUUCAAUAAAGUCCCCAGAUGGUUGGUACGUUCGAUUGACUUUCCCGUCACCAGUGGUGAUCUCAUACGUUUUAGCCUUAGUAGGGGUGGACAACAAGGGUUCCGGUGUUUUAUCCCCACACUGCUUGCACUUUACGGGUAGUGUGUUACAAGCCACUCAUUCAGCUGUAGCACUCUUUCGGUGCAUAACCGCAGUGCCACCGGAAGGAAGCACGAGGGUUGGGACAGUGCCAGGUUGCCCAAGCGUAGACAGGGGAAGUCGAGAGGCAGAGGUCGGGUUCGAAUCCACAGACCUUCUGAUCAGUAAAAGGUCCGUGGCUCGAACUCGGCAUCUACCUCUCGACUUCCUCCUGUCUAGGCUUGGGCAACCUGGCAUUAUCCUAGUCCUUCCUCUUCCUUCUGGUGGCAUGGCAGUUAGGCAGCAAAACAAUGAUACAGCUGAAGUAUUGUUAUUUAGGACGAAUGGAGUCUGCCUUUCAACAACUCUGUUCUCUUGCCGCUAUCAAAAGGACCUCAGGUUCAGACAGACUUGGAAAAUCUCAGAGACCGUUUGCAUACAGCCCAUCGCGCGUUUCCUGAUGCAACAUGCGAUCCAUAAAAUCCUGAAAAGCAUCAAUUCUUAUGGAUACGAUUUCCUCUGA